AUGCGAACUCUACAACAGCUAGCGAACGACGAAGGCGACGCGUAUCCUAUGGCGCAACAGGCGUUACGUCACCAAUUUUACAUGGAUGACGUAAUCACAGGCCAUGACACUAUGGAAGGAGCGCGCGAGCUUCAAAAACAGCUCUAUGAUUUAUUAAAAAAAGGAGGUUUCAUAUUGAGAAAAUGGGCGACUAACGAACCUUCUAUUCUUCAAGAUGUGACAGAAAAUCAAAAAAGUCAAAGUCAUGUCUUCAACUUUAAGCACGAUUCCAUUAUGAAAACUUUGGGCAUUGGAUGGAAGACAGCGGAAGACGUUUUUUGUUUUAAUUGGGACAUGCCGUCACGUGAUCAAAACAAAUUUACUAAGCGGAUGUUACUGUCGGACAUAAGCAAGUUAUAUGAUCCGCUCGGCUGGCUAGCUCCUAUCAUCAUAGGGACGAAGAUUUUAUUUCAACAACUAUGGAACAACAACUUAGCGUGGGAUGAACAAAUACCUAGUAAUGUAGCAACAAGUUGGGAAAAGAUUCGAAACGAAUUAAAGGAAAUAACAAACAUAUCAAUACCUAGAUGGAUAAACGGCACAAACGAGCGUAUCGAGUUACACGGCUUCAGCGACGCAAGCGAAAAGGCGUAUGCAUGCGUCAUGUAUACAAGGACUAUCAAUGACCGCGGUGAAUACGUCACUACUUUACUUAUAUCCAAAACAAAGGUGGCUCCACUUAAGAAAAAGACUUCAGUACCCAGAUUAGAGCUUUGCGGAGCUCUUCUACUCGCCAAGCUUAUGGAGAAAGUUAUACCAAUUUUUUCCCAUGAUCAAGUCGAUGUCCACUGCUGGACAGAUUCACAAGUGGUGCUAGCUUGGCUGCAGGGAAGCGAUAAAAAAUGGGAAAAAUAUAUAGCAAAUAGAGUGAUGAACAUCACUAGCAUCGUGCCGGCUUCUAGAUGGCGUUAUGUAAACACCAAAGAGAAUCCAGCCGACUGCGCAACGCGCGGCCUGUUCCCCUCUCAACUAUUAAACUAUCAGUUGUGGUGGGAAGGACCUCAUUGGCUCCGAAUUGAGUCUCGUGAAAAGAAAGCCUGCAAAACCUUUUCGACCGACGAAGGAUUGACGUUCGAAUGCUGUGCUACGCAACAGAGCAACUAUGACGUUAGCGGUGACGACAUUAUCAAACAGCUGUUAGAACGUCAUAGUUCGAUAACACGUGCCACUCGGUGCCUCGCAUGGGUAUUACGUUUCGUCGCGAGAAUACGUCACAAGGUACAAGCGUGUAGCGACGAACAUUUAAUAAACACAGAAAUAAGUGACGCGGCGACUCGUAUCUUAAAACAAACGCAGCGCGAAUACUUCAGUGAGGACAUAAACAGCUUACGAAAAAAUGGGUCACCACACAGUCGAAGUAAACUGCUGAACUUAACACCACAUCUGGAUGAAAAUGGCAUUCUACAAGUUGGAGGACGUCUUCAGAAUUCCAACUUAUCUGACGAAGCGAAGCAUCCAGCGAUACUACCCCACACGAGCCGUUUGACAGAACUCAUUAUUGAUCACGCCCACAAGAAGACUUUACACGGAGGAGUUCGCUUGACAUUAGGCCAAACUAGGCAGCGAUACUGGAUUGUAGGUGGCAACCGUGCAGUAAAAGGUAUUUUACGCUACUGUGUCAGAUGUCACCGAUUCAAAACAACAAAGAGCUCUCAAAUUAUGGGUAAUCUGCCGCAACAGAGAGUCUCAGCAUCCAGACCAUUCACUCACUGCGGUGUUGACUUCACGGGACACGUCGAAGUAAAGCUUAACAAGGGAAGAGGGGUGAAGACGUGUAAAGGAUAUGUGGCAAUCUUCAUCUGUCUUGCGACAAAGGCCGUACACAUUGAACUGGUUUCAGACCUAAGUACUCAAACGUUUCUAGCUGCUUUGAAACGUUUGUGCGCUAGACGAGGAACGCCCAAGCAUAUGUACUCAGACAACGGUACCAAUUUCAAAGGGGCAGCCAAGAUCCUGCAUGAUGACUUUCAAGAGUAUCUAACGAUAACUUCACCAGAAUUCUUCAACGCUAUCAGCGAGCAAGAAAUCGAAUGGCAUUUUCUUUGUCCAAGUUGGCCUUCUGCAGCUGGAAUUUGGGAGGCUGCAGUGAAAUCGAUGAAAUAUCAUCUUAUGCGAGUCCUUGGAGAACAGAAACUUGACUUUGAACAAUUCACUACACUACUUGCUCAAAUCGAGGCUUGUUUAAACAGCAGACCGCUAUGUCCACUAACGGAAGACGUAGACGAUCUCGACUACCUGACACCCGGUCAUUUUGUCACGGGGACCCCCGUAAUGUCAGUGCCUCAAGACAACUGUAAUGAGAAAACAAUUGAUUUACGCAAUAAAUGGAAGAUAACUGAGCUCAUGCAUCAACAUAUCUGGCAGCGGUGGUCAAACGAGUAUCUACACCAACUGCAGACGAAGAGCAAGUGGUUAAAACCAAAGGAAAACUUAAGUGUUGGCGAUCUAGUCAUCUUGAAGGAGGAUAAUAUCCCGGCAGGAAAGUGGGCAAUGGCACGCGUUACGGACCUGCAUCCGGGAGCCGAUGGUUACGUUCGCGUAGUAACUAUCCAGACGCAGAACAGCACUCUAAAGCGACCUAUUACCAAACUAGCUCCGCUACCAAAACGAGAAUCAUCAAACUUGCUCGACCUUCAAGCGAAAACAGAAACAAAGACGCAGACAGAAGAAAAUAAAAACAAACCACUCAAACUACAAAAGAAAAAACUGAGCAAUUACCUAACCUUGCUCAUUCUUUCUUUAUUUACAUUCCUAUCGAGUACAAUGGCACUACCGCAACCGAUGUUCAACGCUACUCAAAUUACAAAAACAAUACCUAUGUACUUCGAUGAAAUUGGAGACGUACAGCUGAUUCAUAACGAGUGGACUUUGUUAGUUUAUUAUAAUUUGACUACUUACUGGCAAGGAAAUAUUAAAGUCCAGAAAUAUAUACAAAAUAUAGAAAAUAUGUGCAAAUGA
Hyposmocoma kahamanoa is the source of this 2997-nucleotide messenger RNA. RefSeq lists its product as uncharacterized. Gene Ontology annotation, molecular function: nucleic acid binding. The record is from RefSeq and is a predicted model, not a curated record. NCBI's taxonomy places the organism in Eukaryota, Metazoa, Arthropoda, Insecta, Lepidoptera, Cosmopterigidae. Gene Ontology annotation, biological process: DNA integration. The transcript has a single exon. Bases 1 to 2997 code for a protein of 998 amino acids.